Molecule: messenger RNA, 1209 nt
Organism: Didymodactylos carnosus
Lineage: Eukaryota; Metazoa; Rotifera; Eurotatoria; Philodinida; Philodinidae
Source: the annotation of a GenBank genome assembly
AUGUUCAAGGCAGAAACAACUGAUACUAACAAACAACGUGGUGAAUCAGUUGAUCUAAAUGAAAAUGAUUCCCUUCUUAUUGAUAUAUCCGAUGCAUUAUCAGAAAAAGAUAAAGUCAAAUUUACUGUUCAUACGAAAACAAAAUUAGCUGUGUUUAGUGAACGUGAAUUUACCGUGUCUAGACAACACGAAGAAUUUAUAUGGUUACAUGAUCGUUAUGUUGAAAAUGAAGACUAUGCAGGUCUCAUUAUUCCACCUCCACCACCACGACCAGAUUUUGAUUCAUCACGAGGAAAAUUACAAAAAUUAAGUGAUAGUGAAGGUAGUAUAACGGCAGAAGAAUAUGAAAAGAUGAAACAAGAAUUAGAAGCUGAAUAUUUGGCAAUGUUUAAGAAAACUGUUAGUGUUCACGAAGUAUUUUUACAACGUUUAGCUGCACAUCACGUGUUACGGAGUGAUAAUCAUUUUCGUGUAUUUUUAGAAUAUAAAGAAGAUUUGAGCGUACGUGGAAAAAAUGCCAAAGAACAAUUAAGUGGAUUUUUUAAAACAUUAACGAAAACAGCUGAUGAGGUCUUUUUGGUCAACCAGAAAGACCAAGAUGAAUUUUUUGAACGUCAAAAACAAUUUUUAAUUAAUUAUAAUGCAAAAAUAAAAGAUGCUACGAAUCAGGCUGAUCGAUACACUCGAUGUCAUAAAAAUGUUGCCGAUCAGUAUAUAAAAAUUUCAGCAGGUUGGAAUGCAUUAGCUACAACAGACAAAGGCGAUUUAUCAAAAUAUUUACUUAUAUUAGCUGAUUUAUUUGAAAAAGCUCGAAAAUUAGAAUCUCGUGUUCAAUCGGACACUGAUUUAAAAUUAUCUGAUACGUUACGUUAUUAUUUGAGAGAUAGUAAAGCAGCAUUAGACUUGAUGUAUCGACGUUCACGUUGUUUAGCCAAUUUUGAUACAGCAAAUAAAAAUUUAGAUAAAGCACGACAAAAAAAUAAAGAUGUACAACAAGCUGAAACAACCCAACAAACAAUAAAAACAAAAUUUGAAAAUUUAUCAGAAAAAGCAAAAGAUGAAUUGAAUGACUUUAAAACACGUCGUGUACAAAUGUUUAGAAAAAAUUUAAUUGAAUUAAGUGACUUACAAAUUAAACAUGCAAAAGCUCAAAUUCAAAUGAUUCGAAGUAUUAUACAACAAACUGAAACUGCCGGAUCGUCUAGUUAG